Lathyrus oleraceus (garden pea) is the source of this 2199-nucleotide messenger RNA. RefSeq names its product scarecrow-like protein 21. The record is from RefSeq and is a predicted model, not a curated record. The transcript has 2 exons. Lineage: Eukaryota; Viridiplantae; Streptophyta; Magnoliopsida; Fabales; Fabaceae. Bases 229 to 1941 code for a protein of 570 amino acids.
CACUCUCUCUCUCUCUGUCUCUCUCCCCUCUCUCUCUCUCUCUCUCUUCAAAAACCACUGUUUUGUUGCAGAAUCUCUGCCACAAAACAUAUAACUGACGCCAUUUCUGUGUCUGAAUUCUGUUACUCCAAACAAAAGGUUCAGAAGCAGUUUUUACUAAGCUGAAGUACUACUAGUUACUGAGAUAAUUAAUCACUUUUUUCUGCCGCGUAAAUAAUUGAUUUUUAGAUGCCAACUUCUCAAGAACAAGCAAAUUCAGCUGGUAACCAUUUGUACCAACACCAGCUAGUGAAACAAACUGAUUCAUACAACACUCUACACAAAAUAUUACAAAGCAAUUCAUCAUGUCUUGGUAGCAGUAGUAGUAGUAGUUAUGGAACCAAUGUUUCUUACGGAACAAGCAACAGGGAGAAAAGAUUCUUUACCUUGGAAUCAUCUCAACCAAAUGCCGAUUUUGUAGCUUUUGAGUCUCCUUCAUCUGCUGCUAGUGUUUCAUCCAACAUCAGAAGUCCUUUUUCGCCGCAGCUUACUCAUCAUUACACCUCUGACAUCAGCACGAACGGUUCGCCGAUAAGUGCUUACUCUAGUGCUGUUGAUGAUGGUAGCUUUGAGUUGAAGAAAAAACUUAGAGAAUUGGAGAUUUUGUUGUUAGGUCCUGAGUCGAAUAUUGUCGACAGCUGUCAGAGCUUCCCGAAUGGCGCGUCUCGAUAUAAUUGGGCUGAGAUUCAAGAAAUGAUUCCGAAGUUGGAUUUGAAUGAAAUACUAAUUAAAUGUGCAGAAGCUGUUUCUGAUGAUGAUAUUGAAACUGCGUUGGGGUUUAUGAACAAUGUGUUGGGAAAGAUGGUAUCGGUCUGCGGUGAACCGAAACAAAGAUUAGGUGCUUAUAUGUUGGAGGGUUUAAGAGCGAGGCUGGAAUCGUCGGGGAGUGUGAUUUAUAAAUCAUUGAUGUGUGAAGAACCAACAAGCAAAGAAUUGAUGAGUUAUAUGUAUAUAUUGUAUCAGGUUUGCCCGUAUUGGAAGUUUGCUUAUUUAUCGUCCAAUGUAGCCAUUUCCGAAGCUAUGAAAAAUGAGUCGAAAAUUCACAUAAUCGACUUCCAAAUCGCGCAGGGAACGCAGUGGUUGUCAUUUAUGCAUGCUCUCGCGCGUAAAUCGGACAAACCUCCUUUUAUUCGUGUAACAGGUAUCGAUGAUUCUCAAUCCCUUCACGCCAGAGGCGGAGGACUUGAUAUCGUAGGGAAGAAGCUAACGGAUUUCGCUAAAACUUGUGGAAUUCCGUUUGAGUUCAGUAGUGUUCCUAUGUUCGGGUGCGAGGUUCAGCUAAGUGAUUUCGUACUUCAAACUGGCGAAGCUUUGGCUGUGAAUUUUCCUUUCACUUUGCAUCACAUGCCUGACGAGAGCGUGAGCACGGAGAAUCACAGAGACCGGCUUUUGAGAUUGGUUAAGAGUUUGUCGCCUAAGGUAGUGUUACUUGUGGAGCAAGAAUCAAACACAAACACUUCUCCGUUUCUUCACAGGUUCGUCGAGACUAUGAAUUAUUACACUGCUAUGUUUGAAUCAAUCGAUGUGGCUUUCGCUAGAGACGACAAGACGAGGAUCAGCGUAGAACAGCACUGCAUCGCGCGAGAUAUUGUUAACAUGAUAGCUUGUGAGGGGGGUGAGAGAGUGGAGAGACAUGAACUGUUUGGAAAGUGGAAGGCUAGAUUAUCAAUGGCGGGUUUUGUGCCGUUACCGUUGAGUCCGUCGGUGACUGGUUCGGUUAGAAAUCUGUUGAGGGAGUUCAAUGAGAAUUAUAGGAUUGAACAAACAGAUGUUGCUGUCUAUUUAGCAUGGAAGAGUAGAGCUAUGGCCACAUUUUCUGCUUGGAAACCCAAGCUAGGUGAGGAUUCUUCACUUGAGGAUUCUUCACUCGAGGAUUCUUCACUCGUAACGAAGAAAUCUUAGAGAAUUCGGAUGAGAAAAUUUUAUUAGAUACUAAAAUAGAGGCGAAAUCAUAGGACUUAUAAAUUGUAUAGAUUGUGAAGUGGUUGAAUAGGAUGAAUCGAACGGUCUAAAGCAAAGAUUUUUAAAUCUUUGCUUUAGGCCGACUUGACUCAUAGUCGUAGGGAUUUAAAGUUUAAGGAUGUUCAUGAAACCUUUUUCUUUUGUUUUGUUGUCUUAGAGUUUAAUAAAGGAAAGGGAAAAUAAAGAUGGCCAAAUAAA